Molecule: messenger RNA, 1770 nt
Organism: Alternaria alternata
Lineage: Eukaryota; Fungi; Ascomycota; Dothideomycetes; Pleosporales; Pleosporaceae
Product: eukaryotic translation initiation factor 3, subunit 6
Exons: 3
Coding region: 106-1416 (436 amino acids)
Biological process (GO): translational initiation
Cellular component (GO): eukaryotic translation initiation factor 3 complex; nucleus; cytoplasm
Molecular function (GO): translation initiation factor activity
Source: RefSeq, a predicted model, not a curated record
GGUUUUUUCACCCCGCCACGGCCGACAUAACGAAUUUCGCGCCUCGCCCGCUCCACCAACCUCACCCACCACGUUGCACCCACACACCUGCGACAUCCACCCAACAUGGCCGACUCAGCGGCAAAUGGCGCCAACGUCGCCGAACAGUACUCGCUCCUCCCCAAGCUUAUGCCCAACCUCGACCGUCAUCUCGUCUACCCGCUCCUCAACUUCUCCAGCGAUGAAGAAGCCGACCAGACCGUCGAGCAGAAGAAGCUCCUCCUCGAACUCCUCAAGCCCACCAACAUGACGGAUUUCGUCGGACAGCUGCACCAGGAAGUCCACGGCCUCGACGACAUGUCCGACGAGUUCAAGACCAAGCGCGACGAGGUCCUGAAGAAGCGCGACCAGCUCGACGAGGCGACCAGCAAGAUCAGCGGCCUGCUCGAUGACGAGAACGUCGUCACAAACCUGAGGAGCGACAAGCAGCAAAACUUGGCAUACCUGAAGGAGAGCCAUGGUGUUGACAUGGACAUGGUCAACCAGUUGCUCGAGUUUGGCCAGUUCCAGUACUCGUGCGGUGUAUACCCCCACGCCGCUGAGCUGCUCUACCGAUUCAGGGUUCUGACCACAGACGGCGACAAGGAGCGCGAAGCCACCUGGGGCAAGCUCGCCUGCGAAAUCCUCUCCGUAAACUGGGACUCGGCCAUGGAGGAGAUCAACAAGCUCAAGGAGAUCAUCGACACACGCCUCUUCAACAACCCUCUCGCACAGCUGCAGCACCGCACCUGGUUGAUCCACUGGUCGCUCUUCCCCCUCUUCAACCACGAAGCUUCGCGCGAAACCCUCACCGACAUGUUCUUUUCCCCCGCAUACAUCAACACCAUCCAGACAAACUGCCCCUGGAUUCUGCGUUACCUCUCUGCUGCCGUAAUUACCGGCCGCAACCGUGGUCGCAACUCGAACCAGUACCAGAAGCAGCUCAAGGAUUUGAUCAGGAUCGUACGACAGGAGGGUUAUGAAUAUAGUGACCCCGUCACCGACUUCAUCAAGGCCCUGUACAUCGACUUUGACUUCGAGGAGGCGCAGAAGAAACUCAGCGAGACUGAGGAGAUUCUGAAGAACGAUUUCUUCUUGUUGGGUGCGGCGGAACAGUUCGUAGAUGCGGCGAGACAUCUCAUCUCAGAGAGCUACUGCAAGAUCCACCAGAGGAUCGAUAUCAAGGACCUCUCAACUCGUCUCGGUCUUUCACAAGACGAGGGUGAGAAGUGGAUUGUCAACCUUAUCCGGGACACUCGUGUAGAUGCAAAGAUCGAUUACCAGGCCGGCACGGUCGUCAUGAACCACCCACCACAGUCCGUCUACCAGCAAGUCAUCGAGAGGACAAAGGGAGGCUUCUUCAGGACACAGGUUCUUAGCGCGGCUGUUGCGAAAUGAGCGUGACGCAUGUUGUGUCCAAUGCAUUUGUGUUUUUACAACGGGAGGGAGAGCCAACAGCUUCUGGGGAGGUUACAAUCGGGGAGAUGAUGACGAUCAUGAAAGGGAUGAAGGAAUGAUCGAAAAGUAUGGGUUCGGCAUUUGGGGUUUUACGAAUUGGGCGUGGCAAAGACUUGCGCAAUGCAUGCAUGGGUAUGGGCGUCCUGUUAUGGCUCUUGUAGAGCCAUCUGUAUUCCUGGGCAACAGCACAUGAAGCGCUGUAUCGGUAGUGGACAACAAGUAGUAUCCAAGAAUUCACAUGGACGAUGAAACAACACUACAACUGUAUUUUCCCGUUCCUUGUUAUCAUACAGU